Sorghum bicolor (sorghum) is the source of this 1289-nucleotide messenger RNA. RefSeq lists its product as uncharacterized. Gene Ontology annotation, biological process: mRNA catabolic process. The record is from RefSeq and is a predicted model, not a curated record. Bases 90 to 1178 code for a protein of 362 amino acids. The transcript has a single exon. Lineage: Eukaryota; Viridiplantae; Streptophyta; Magnoliopsida; Poales; Poaceae. Gene Ontology annotation, molecular function: demethylase activity; mRNA binding.
AGAGAGACGACCUUAAUAAAAAAUUACAGUAUGAUCCAUCCAUCCUGUAGCUGUAGCUGUAGGAGUCAGAGUCAGAGUCAGAGCAGAGCAUGGCAGUCCCAAGAUCAAGAUCCCCUUUUGCCACCAACAACCCCCCAUCCAUGGCCGCCGCCGCCGCCGCCGAGGCAGGGAUGCAGAGGGUGCGACGGAACAAGGACUUGAGGCACAUGGAGCGCGUGGACGGGCGUAUGGUGAACAUCCUCCAGGGCCUGGAGCUGCACACGGGCGUCUUCUCCCCCGCCGAGCAGCAGCGCAUCGUGGACUUGGUGCAUGACCUGCAGGACAAAGGCCGCCGCGGCCUCUUGAGAGGUGAGCGCACCUACUCGGAGCCCCGCAAGUGGAUGCGCGGCAAGGGCCGGGCCACCAUCCAGUUCGGCUGCUGCUACAACUACGCCACGGACCGCGACGGCAACCCGCCGGGGAUCAUCCGCCGCGAGGAGGCGGACCCGCUGCCGCCCCCGCUCAAGUCCAUGGUCCGCCGCCUCGUGUCGUGGCGCGUCCUCCCGCCGGACUGCGUGCCCGACAGCUGCAUCGUCAACGUCUACGACGUGGGCGACUGCAUCCCGCCGCACGUGGACCACCACGACUUCGCCCGCCCCUUCUGCACCGUCUCCUUCCUCGCCGAGUGCGCCAUCCUCUUCGGCAGGGAACUCAGGGUGGUCGGACCCGGCGAGUUCGCCGGCCCCGUCUCCAUCUCGCUGCCCCCGGGCUCCGUCCUCGUGCUCGCCGGCAACGGCGCCGACGUCGCCAAGCACUGCGUCCCCGCCGUCCACGCCAAGAGGAUCUCCAUCACGUUCCGCAAGAUGGACGCCGCCAAGCUACCGUUCGGCUUCAGGCCCGACCCGGACCUGCAGAACCUCCAGCCCCUGCCUCUUCCUGCUCCUGUCGUCCCUGUCCGCCCGGCGGUGGUGACCAGCAACCAUGACAUUGACAGCCCGUCGUCGAGCAGGCCCCAGUCGGCUAGUUCCAUUGUGAGACAGGGGAUUGUUACAAGAGCACAAGCAGGGCCCGCUCCUGCUCCGAUGACACAAAACGGCGGGCCCUUCAGCCUGUCCUCCGAUGACUUUCCGGCUCUCGGUGCUUCCUCGCCGGCAAAGGCACCGGCUGCGGCUGGCAGGGGAAGCAGAGGAAGGCGAUAGAGAAUUUAGAGAUUAGUAGUGCUUAUAUUCUUGUUAGACAAUUUGGUCAAAUUCAUGCAUUCUUUGUACAAGUACCUACCUCAAAGAAGACGGAACGGUGUUGUUAGGUUU